UUUAGAUUAAUAUUGUAAAAUUUAAAUAAAUAAAUAAUAUGGAAGACUGGCUCGCUACGAUUGGUCAACAGCUGACCAACAACAUUUGAAGUUAACAUAAACGAGACGAUAUACGAGUGUACAUCGAUAUAAUUCGGGUCGGUGCACCUGACGUAUGUCUGACACAAUAUCGAUUAAAAAAAGCUUUUAUGAAAAAAAAAACGUUUUAACUUAAAUCAAUACGUUAUAUAUAUUUCGCUGGAGGAAAAGAACAUGCGAGAAAUCAAUGGAAACAUCUUUAAAAGACUUAUGCCAACAGCCAACAACUAAAAAUCGUAAUGUUAUCUAAUGCCAUUUUGGGGUCGAGUCCCUUGGCCCGUGGGGUCCUAACGUUGUUCAGCUUUUCAAAGAGCAAGCUAAAAGACUGGUCGAAGUCACUAGCGACUAUAGAGACGGCAGCUUCCUCGCAUAAUAUAAAGGUCUUGCCUACAAUGAUUGUGUGUUUAUGUUGCCAUUUUCAGACUCUCUAUAUCUGCGUUAAAUAGAAUUUUAUUGGCGGGCUGCUGAUAUAUCGUGGUGCCAAUCGUAAAUCUGUUGUGGCGAAAUAAAUAAUUUAAAACUAAUAAAACCGACUUCGUUCUCGUAAUGUUGAGGCGGCGGGCUAUCUAGAUUUAUUUUGGCUCCCGAACGUGAUUUCCCAGAAAUUGAGAAAGCUAUUGUACCUCAAUUUGUUGUUAUUUUUACUUGGGUUAGAAUUUAAAAGUAGAUUGGUUUUGGAGCCUAGGGAAUUGGUCGAGAAAACUUAGUUUGAGUACAAUUUUACAAUGUAAUAAUAGUGACUGAAUUGGAUAUUCGUCUUUGAUGCGAUGCCUUUCUCACAUUCUUUAGUCUUUUACGUAAACUAAGCAAACUAUAGGUAACAUAUUUGAAGCAAGAUGUGCGAUUGUUGUUUUUUUAACCAUAAAUGGCGGCUAAUUUUUCCACAACCGAAGCAUCAUUCAUCAACUGACAGAUAUACCGUAAAGUGCGAAUGGUAGUCGAUGCUACGUUUACAUUACAUGAAAAUCACACAAUAGCGUAAAUGACAACAAAGGCUCAAUUCUAUUGACAACUGAAUCUAGUACUAAUCGUAACGAUAUUAACUUUGUAAUAUCUACUGUUCGACAUAGCAAACCACGCUUACUCAAGGCGCAGUAAACCAGUUAGUAUCUGUGGCUUGCAUAAGUUGAUUACAAUUGUUUGCCGCAAGCUUCAAUCGUAGGUACGCUAACGAUGACUGGAAUGAUCCUCAUUAAAGUUACAAACCAUAAUACACCUUACGUCUACUAACUAAAAAACUUUAUCGCUUUAAUGCGUUAAUUUGCCAUAACAUAACUUAUGCACUGCGGGGCUUUCUAAACGGUCGCAAUUAUCCACUAUUUUUCUUAUCCCACCCCACAUCAGCGUUAUGCAUGAUUUGCACUCGAACGAUAUAAUCAUAUGCGGAAAUUCUUUGUGCGCUGAUUUAUCAGAAGUCUAAGCUAAGCAUUGAAUUAACCUCUUCAAGUUGAGCAAAUCUAUCAUCUUCAGAUACUUGAGAUCCGGUUUUUCAAUUCGAAGACUGCGCGAAGCAUCCACCGUGAAACAAUCCCGACAAACAUGACCAUCAUUAUAAAUUACGAACAAAGCUGGUGAAACGGCUACGCAAGACCCAACGGGGUGUAGCGAUAGCUCGGACGACACCAUUGUUUAGACUCCUAUCAAAUUGUCAACCCCCACUUUCAUACAUUUUAUAAAGUACAAUAUGAAGUGGCAGCUCGCUAUGUAGGUAUUGUGAUCCCAGGCAAUAUUUCUUGUGCGUUGUCGUGCGCUGUGAGUUACUGCCGCAGAACCGGACUUUACUAUGUGUGGUGUAUCAGGGGAAUUCCUUCUACGGAUUCUGUUGUUGAAUUUUGUGUACAUUGAGAACAAUUUUGUGACAUGUGAGGAACUUCCGAAUAAUGUUUUUAACGCAAACAUUAGAGAUUAUUAUGUGGAGGAGGAUGUUAACUCGACUAAUGUGAAAACCCUGCAGAAAGAAGAAGUAGGCAGAUAUGCCAGUUUUGCUCCGAUUCACAACCCAAUAAGAUUUAAGGAGAUCCCGGACAAUGCUCUCUCCAGUUCAAGUUAUAGUCGAGGGUUGCUGCAUCACGAGCACGGAGGGCAUGAAGGUUACGGAAUACACGAUGGCUACGAGGACGGCUCUCCCUACGGCCACGGCUAUGCCUACAUCCACGACGAUCACCACUACGACCAUCACGACGAACACGGACACGGGCACGGGCACGGACAUGGACACGGGCAUGGGCACGGGCAUGGACAUGGACACGGGCAUGGGCACGGACAUGGACACGACCACGGGCAUGGACAUUACGAACACCAUUUGGGACAUGAACAUUAUAAACAUCACGACCACCAUCACCUGGCCACAAAAGCGUUGCUAUGGCCGGUAGCAGGCAUCGCCCUACUCGGCGCCGCAGCCGCCCUGGUCACCAAUCCAGUCUUGCUUCAACUUGGGGUUGUCUCCGGGAAACGACGGAGACGCGACACCUUGGAGGUAUCAGGGGAAUCAGGAUCUAACGAAAACUGGCCGCUUGAUCCGUACAGCGUCGAAAGAAAGCGCAAGAAAGGAUCGCUCGCUAAGAAAUACCCUGGUCAUGUUUCGACAUCGGAAACGGCGAUUCGAUUUGUACCGAUACCUCUUAAGCUUAAUAAAGAGCAUUGAUCGAUAAUGUAAGUUACUGCAUUUUUGGUAUAAUCUUUGUUGUAGUCUAAAUGCAAGUAGGUACUUUCCAUCGGUUCAAUGUUACUCAUGUUAUUCCUAAUUAGCUCUACCUAAUUGGUGACUGAUAGUGAAUUUCCUGUGAUAAUCUGGAAAUAAUACUUAAGUCAAGUAACUACCUAAGUGUUGUAUAAUAAUAAAUUCUUAUCAAAAU
Messenger RNA from Cydia pomonella (codling moth), 2933 nucleotides. RefSeq names its product zinc transporter SLC39A7-like. NCBI's taxonomy places the organism in Eukaryota, Metazoa, Arthropoda, Insecta, Lepidoptera, Tortricidae. The record is from RefSeq and is a predicted model, not a curated record. The transcript has 5 exons. Bases 1862 to 2722 code for a protein of 286 amino acids.